AUGUGGCUGAUUAACACCCAGACCUUGGCCCUGGAGUACUUUGCCAGUCCCAAAAAGGUUCCCUACGCCAUUCUCUCGCACACAUGGGAACAAGAAGAGGUCACGUUCCAAGAGUUCCACAAGCUGGACACAGCGAGGUCCCGGAAAGGGUUUGCUAAGAUCGCCAAGACGUGCUCCGUUGCCAAAGACCGAGGCCUUGAGUACGCCUGGGUCGACACCUGCUGCAUCAACAAGGAGAACAGUGCAGAGCUCUCAGAGGCCAUAAACUCAAUGUUUAGGUGGUACAAGAACGCAACCGUCUGUCUCGUCUUUCUCUCCGACCUUGCUCAGGGACAUGACGGUGGGUGGGCCUCCUGCCGCUGGUUCACCCGGGGCUGGACUCUCCAGGAGCUCAUAGCACCCCCGAAUGUCGAAUUUUAUGACGCAGCGUGGACUUUCAAGGGUACCAAGAAGGGCUUGCUGGGCCUCUUGUCUUGGGUGACUGGUAUAGAUGAGACCGUCCUGUCGGGAGAGACCAGGCUGUCCGAACUGCCUGUUGCCAGAAAAAUGUCGUGGGCAGCGAGAAGACGAACGGGCCGGGAUGAGGAUAUCGCAUACUGUCUGAUGGGCCUGUUCGACCUCAACAUGCCACUGCUAUACGGCGAAGGUCAAAAGGCCUUUCUAAGGCUGCAAGAGCAGAUUUUGAACCAGACGCACGACCUCAGCCUUCUCGCCUGGACCGCUCAAGACGAGCCACACCCGUAUGAGGACUAUGAGGACGGUGACGACCCGCACCAACAAUUCCGAGGCAUUUUUGCGAGCUCCCCAGUUGAGUUUUCUGCUUGCGGGGGCAUCGUCUCUCGGCUGUACCCUUGCUGGACAUCGAAGAGCGAGGAAUUUACCGUCACAAGCAAGGCCUGGAGGUCAAACUCGCCUCUGGUAUAUGAAGUCCAGUUGCUCGAGGAAGUUGGAACUUUGGGAAUUGAACCGGAGCAGAUAAUGGGGAACGGGACUCCGGAAAACUUUGUGCUGUCCCUGAGAUGUAUAAAGAGUGGGACAGUGGACAAUAUGUGCAAGUUCCUGACCAUGGUCAUCCUCCUCAGACAAACCAGCGAGGGUUACGUCCGAACACGGUUCCGAAAGACAUCUGCUCGCAGUACAGCGGAAGCCUGUGGGUUCCCAAAACCGACCGAGACCAACUUUGACGCCCCUGAGCUCCUGCAAGUGUUUGUGCCGCCCGAGGUGUACGACCCGGUGAACAACGUAUUUCGGCUGGAUGGCGGGCCCGGCAAUGCUCAUAUCGGCCUGAACUUCAACGUAAGCAAUGAUUCGCCGCUCUCGCAAAGAAAUAGUAGCAACCAACCGCGCAAUUUUAAAUUCCUGCUGGCGGCGAGACACCUCGGAGACGCAGGAACCAGCGGCGACCGCGAUCCGAGAUUGGCAUUUUCCUGGGCCAUCGUCCCCGAGACGUCCGACUGGUACGACCCAAUGCUGCUCUUCCUGAAGGGGCCACGCCAGCGGGCCAUUGACAAUAUCAACAAGAUAUCGCUUUCUUUCUUCCAGCAGCCGCUACCGACCAGGGUCGAGCUCAAGUGGAAAGGCGCCAAGUUCGGUGAGUUGCUGCUUGACGUGGUCAGGGUUCCGAUGCAGGAGUUUAGACUGGUGGACAGGCCGGCCGAAGAUGAUUACUUGUACUCGAUCCAACUCGGAUGGAAGCCUUGGGUGCCGCCAAGGGCUGGUUCUUUUGUCCCGAAGCGAAGAUGA
Pyricularia pennisetigena is the source of this 1743-nucleotide messenger RNA. RefSeq lists its product as uncharacterized. The record is from RefSeq and is a predicted model, not a curated record. The transcript is spliced from 2 exons. The coding region runs from base 1 to 1743 and encodes 580 amino acids. NCBI's taxonomy places the organism in Eukaryota, Fungi, Ascomycota, Sordariomycetes, Magnaporthales, Pyriculariaceae.